This is a messenger RNA of Capronia coronata CBS 617.96, 471 nucleotides long. RefSeq lists its product as uncharacterized. Bases 1 to 471 code for a protein of 156 amino acids. The record is from RefSeq and is a predicted model, not a curated record. Lineage: Eukaryota; Fungi; Ascomycota; Eurotiomycetes; Chaetothyriales; Herpotrichiellaceae. The transcript has 2 exons.
AUGCCUGAAGCCGGACGCAACAGUGGCGGUGACCUCUUCGAUAUGGCGAAGGAUGGCACCACCAUUCCUGCCGACGCCGCAGAGCCCAGAUACAUUCCAUCCAAGCCGCGCCCUGAUCAAAUAGCUUCAGCUGCCGAUCCGAACAACCUGGGCGGACGGACUCUCGCCGAAGCAGCGGACAACGCAGGUGAUAUUCCAAGAACCACCCGGGAUACAGAUGUCAACGAUAUCCUGACCGGAACGGGAGAUUCGCUCGGCGCCAACGUUGCCUCGAAGAGACUACAUGCGGUUCCAGGCGGUGUGGUUCGCGACCCCCAGGCCAAGGGCUCGACCAGGACAGAUGAAUACUCCAAGACGGCGUCGGAUUUCGACAGGGGCGCGUCAGAUGGACCUGGCGUAGACAGGGCUCCGGGCCAAGAAGGCUUGAGCGAUGAGCAAGUCAUGGACCAGAUUGAGCGUAAGGAGGUGUAA